This is a messenger RNA of Paraglomus occultum, 255 nucleotides long. The record is from the annotation of a GenBank genome assembly. NCBI's taxonomy places the organism in Eukaryota, Fungi, Glomeromycota, Glomeromycetes, Paraglomerales, Paraglomeraceae.
GAUAAACCCCUUAACGUUGCCGGCACAUGCUGCUCACUGGAUAAGCCCAUUCUCAUUGCUGGUGUAUGCUGUAACCUGGAACGGAAUGUUACGAAUGGCGUAUGUUGUCCUCAGAAUAUGACCGGCUUUCCAGAUAAUGGGACCGGCAUUAAAGAUCAAUGUUGUCCUCAGAAUUACACUGCCGUUAAUAGCUCAUGCUGUCCCCAGGAUUCAAUUGACAACAAUGGUCAAUGCAAACAAUCAGUUACCAAGUAA